This is a messenger RNA of Aaosphaeria arxii CBS 175.79, 2220 nucleotides long. RefSeq lists its product as uncharacterized. Gene Ontology annotation, molecular function: SNARE binding. NCBI's taxonomy places the organism in Eukaryota, Fungi, Ascomycota, Dothideomycetes, Pleosporales. Gene Ontology annotation, biological process: SNARE complex assembly. Gene Ontology annotation, cellular component: lytic vacuole; endosome. Bases 173 to 2113 code for a protein of 646 amino acids. The record is from RefSeq and is a predicted model, not a curated record. The transcript has 2 exons.
GCUCCAACAACGCUCGCCGUAAGCUAUAUCCUCUCGCUGCGACCAACGAUCAUGCGGAAGUUAGAAGGCCAUAAUAAUCAUUUUAUACUGUGCGAAUCUGUAAUGUGACUCUAGUCAAUUACUCCAAGACCCCUAUUACCUCCAAUCAACAUCGCCCAGUCAAGUUAUCACUAUGGCCGGGGAAGAUGCGACUGCUGUGUUCGACGAGAGCGAGACGGUAGCGUCUCCGCGAGAGAGGCCGUGGCUAUUGCCAUACAAUCGAAAGCUGCGACAUCUUCAAGGUAUCACUAUCCGCAACUUAACCCUCAACCCUUCGCCCUCGCGAACGCGCACGAAAACUAUAGACGAUGACGCUGUGCCGAGCACAUUGAAAUCACCGACCAAAGCAUUAGCUUUGAGGGAACAGCGAAAUCUCACCCACUCGAGGUCUUCAAGUGACCUGAAAUCCAAAGAGGAUAGCCUUGACGGUAGCAAUGGCACUCUACCCAAUCCUACCUCACCAGUUGGAGUUUCGAGGCCAGGAGCAAUCAAGGGAAUGCGAAGACGAAGCACUAUGGAGUGGGCCGGAGCAAGCCCAUUGAUCCGGCAGAAGAGGUUGGAAGAUGCGGUGGACGUUCGCAUGGCAGACACGUUCUUCUCUUUACACGCGGAUGGUCAGGAAGAGCCAAUAUACAUUUCUGAGACUGUGGAGAAGGCCAUGAACCCGAACUUCAGGCACUUCGAUCUGGGCUCCUGUGGACCCAACGUCACUCGCCUGGACAAGCUGACUGUCAAGGUUUGGGCCAAGAAUGACGAGACGAAUGGAUGGCAGUAUCUUAUCCAAUUCACCGUACACUUUAGAGCUCUACAAUUCAUCGGGAAGACCUUGGGAAGUCAGAGGCACACGCUCCCACAGAAUUGUAUACUUUUCCACAUGAUCGAUGGAAUCUAUACUAGCUUUACCGACCUCCCAGUACGAGAACAGAUACGACCUACGGAUCUUGCGCCACCCAAAGAGAAUCCGGAUGGUCGAGCCUCGAAUUCAUCAUCAUACGAUGCGCUGAUGCGACUCUCAACACUCGAUGAUUGCAUCCAAGACGCAUUGAACACGCGCGACAGGCUUGCUGAUGAGAUAGGGACCAUCUUGGAAGAUCAUAGAGAAGGCAUGUCCAUUAUCGAACAGGUACCGGAGGCCCAUGAUAGGCUCAAGAUGGUGGAAGCUGCUGUUAAUACAGAGAGACGACGAGUAGAGGCUGCGCGGAGGCGACGGGACGAAUUGAAAGCAAGCAUCGCAUUCCGAAAAGAAAAAGCGAAAGCCGGCUGGGAACUGCAGUCUAAGAUUGAGGAAGACACGGUCGCACAGAAGGAGAGCCAACACAAAAUACAAGAGACCCUCGCGACAACCGACGAAGACAUCGCCGGCCAGCGUCGACGCAUAUGCGAAGACCUACAAAAGAUCUUUCCGAUUGAGCCUAUACCCGGAAAGUCUCUUGGUUUUACUAUUUGCGGCCUUCCCCUACCAAACAGCGAAUAUGAUGAUGCGAAGGAAGAUGUCACAGCAGCAGCUCUCGGCUACGUUGCACAUAUCGUCUCCCUCUUGUCUCCCUACUUCUCUAUCAUCUUACCGUACCCAAUUACGCAGAAGGGGUCCACUUCUACCAUUGACGAUCCGCUUGCAAUGCGUACGAACAAUCAGAACAACCCCCGUACUUUUCCGCUAUUCAUGAAAGGCGUGGUACGAUAUCGUUUCGAGUACGGCGUCUUUCUUCUCAAUAAGAACAUUGAGAUACUUUCGAAUGCAAUUGGAAUUCGACCAGUCGACAUCCGCCACACAUUACCUAAUCUAAAGUACUUCCUCUUUGUGGCUACCGCCGGUAAGGGCGAGUUGCCGGCGCGGAAAGCUGGGGGGAUCCGAGGACUAUUCCGACAUGAGGGGAUGUCGUCAAGGAAAGGCAGCAUGGACAGCACAGCAACGGCGAGUAGCGCGGGUACAGCAGAGAUCAGACAUGAUCUAGAAGCAUUCUCCAAGAGAGCGGAUGCCACCAAGGCGAAUGGAGCUACGCAUCGCCCGACUCUAUCGAUGCAGAAGAAGACUGCUGUGGUAGCUGGAAGUAGGCUAAGAGAGGUUGGCUGAGAGCAGGCAGUGACCUAUCUCCCAAAACUUCUGCACCACUACGCCAUUGCUGUAGAUAUCUAAUGUGUACAUUACCCUUUUACAAUAAUUAUUUUGUGAAGCUCUCC